UCGCAUAUUUCUUUCUUUGCUAAUCUAAGAACACAAAUUUAAAGAGCUGAAAAACCUGUAAUUUGCUCUGAAGAAUAGUUGAGAAAGAUCAAAAGGAAAGGAUUCCGCCCAAAUUCAAACUUUUUUCCAGAAAUCGAAUUCAAAGUCGCUCGCUUUCAGCAUGGCCAGUGUGCAUUGAUUUUUCAAAGAAUAGUGGAAGCAAAUUCGAGUGUCGGAAACAUGAGUGCACAAUACGCAGGCACUGCCGCUGCUUCUCCAACCACAUCAUCAACUACUGGCGCAAAAGUAUCUAUGUUCAAGGGGAAGGCAGGUUUUGUGAUACCAAAAAACAAGUUUUCAGGUUCACUAGUUCCCAUUUUCAAAGGUGUUAAAAAGUCAGAGAGCGAUGAUGCUGCUAUAGAUGAAAGUAACAGACAGCUGCACAGGAAAACAAAGUGGGGACCUGAUCUUACACAGGAUACUUCUGUGAGGAGGGGAAGAGCUUUAGCGUAUCAGACUCGAGUGGAUCAAAUCACGCAACUGCUGAAAUCGGGAUCAUUAGGAAAUGACGAUGAAGAUUCAAAAUCAGCUAGAGACUCUCAAGAUGGCGAGCUUCCAACUACGCAGAUUGAGUUCAAGAAGUUGCGAAGUUUGGAGUUUGAAAGACGAGAAGCUAUAGGGGAAAUACUGAAGCUGAAUCCAAGUUACAAAGCUCCAUCUGAUUAUCAACCUGUAGUGAGGGAAGCUACCGUUCCUUUACCGGUAAAGGAACAUCCCUAUUACAACUUUCUUGACCUAGUAUAUGGUUCUGAUGGCGAAAUUCAGAAGAGAUUGGAAAAGGAAACUGGAACAAAAAUACAAGUUUGUGGCACAAAAUCAGAGACCAACAAAACGGUUGAAAUUAAUGCAUCUGAGGGGAGUGAGCUUGUAAGAUCUUGUGAGGAGGUAUACGUUCGAAUAUCUUCAGACACUUAUGAGAAAGCUGAUGCUGCAGCUGCUUUGAUUGAAUUGCUACUUAGCUCAGUACCAGUAAAACCUGCUACCUCUACAACUGGAGAUAAUGAUCAAGCUCAAAGGGGGGGUCAUGACAUAGCUGCUACUCAUGCAAUCAAUACAUCCAUGGAAAACCAAGAACUGCAGCCAGGUGUAGGAUCUAUACCAAGUUCUUCACAGGGACAUUUUCAGCCAUACCCAAACUCAUGGUUGCCACCAGAUCAAUAUAACUCACCUUCUGGCCAUGCACCUGGUCCUAAUUCUAUGGCUUUUCCAUUCAACCCUUCACUUCAACGUCCAUUAUUUGGACUUGGACCGCCUUCUCCCUAUGGAUUUGUCUCAUCUCAUCAGGGCACUGCAGUUCCGCCCCCAAGGGCACAUACUUCGGCACAAGUUAUGCAGGGCCCAUUUGGGCCUCCUGCGUAUUCUUUAGGGCAAACUGGUCCACAACUUUCUUCUCCAUCUCCAUUUUCUGCUCAUCAGCCAACUUUAGCAGGUUCGUCCAGGCUCCCCCCUCCACAACUAGCCGAGCGAAACAUGACCCCUCUGUCAACCUCACCUGGAUGGGCACCUUCUGGUAGCUUUCUUACUAUAGGUUCUUCACAGGGAUCUAUGGUACCUCCACCAUUUGCUGCUUCACAAACUCCUCAGUUUCCUUCACAAAUGCGGUCUUCCUCACCCAUGCCUUCUCAGGGCGUUGCACAACUAUUUAAUCCAUCCUCAAAUAGUGCAUUAAGGCCAACACAAAAUCCUCUGCCUCCCUCUGCAAUUCAUGCACCAAGUUUUACUCCCCUAAAUCACAUGGGUCCAACAGCUCCAGGGCAAACACUUCCUGGUUCCGGCGGGUUCUCUUUUCAACCGCACCGACCACAAGGAGCACCAUUGCAGUCUCUCCCCCCGGGACCAGGUUUGCAUUUUGCAUCUCAAAGACCUGGAUCAGCACCAUUGCCUCCCGCACCGCAAGUGCCAUCAUUCCGUCCGGCAUUGCAAAAUACGAAUCAGCAGCCUGUCAGACAACAAAACUUUCCAGGUCCACCAAUGGGUAAUCAGAUGGGCCAACGCCCUGGCCAGUUUGGGCCUCCAAGCCCAAAUCAAUACAUGGGCCCUAGACACCUUGGUCCAGUUCCUCAGGGUCUAAAUGCUGGUGGUCCUUACCCUACCCGAGGAGGACAUUCUGUUCAAUUUCAGCAAAACUUUCCUCCCCCUCCCUUGAGCCGGCCUGGAGGUAAUUUUUCUGCAAAUCUGCGCCCCAAUUCAUCUGGCAGACCUCAAGUUUAUGAUCCCUUUUCUCCUCAAGUUUAUGAUCCCUUUUCUCCUACUUCUAUCCCUUCUGCUCCUCGGGCUCAGGGAAGCAACAAUGAGACUGCAAGGAAACAGGACUCAGAUCCUGAAUAUGAGGAUCUGAUGGCAUCUGUUGGGGUCAAAUAACGACUAUUAGUCUGCACCUUAUAGAGUUCCUAGUUAUACUGUAUGCGAGUUCAGAGUUUGAACGGGAAAGAUGGCACAUGUAGGAUUCCAGUUUUGCUUCUUAUCUGUUAUGAGGCGCUCUUGAUCUAUGGUUCCAGAAUUUGUUGAGGGUUAGGGCCCUGAUUACAUUUGCUAAAUCUUCUUGAUGAAAUGUGGUCAAAUCUGCUUUGAUGAUGUAAUAUCUAAAGUUCUAAACAGUAACAUUUCAGGAAUUACUUUAUGCAUUAUGGCAGAUUAUCUGAUGUAAUUCUUUGUUUACCUAUUAGCAACCAGAGUUCCUUGUUUACCUAUUAGCAACCAGAGUUGGGUUUGAUUACUGGUUAAAUCUAAACAGUAACAGUUCAGGAAUUACUUUAUGCAUUAUGGCAGAUUAUCUGAUGUAAUUCUUUGUUUACCUAUUAGCAACCAAGUUGGGUUUGACUUCUUAAAUGUAUUGUAAUUGCACUUGGUAAUUCACUA
Messenger RNA from Spinacia oleracea (spinach), 2898 nucleotides. RefSeq lists its product as uncharacterized. Gene Ontology annotation, biological process: regulation of mRNA splicing, via spliceosome. The record is from RefSeq and is a predicted model, not a curated record. The coding region runs from base 220 to 2400 and encodes 726 amino acids. Gene Ontology annotation, molecular function: mRNA binding. NCBI's taxonomy places the organism in Eukaryota, Viridiplantae, Streptophyta, Magnoliopsida, Caryophyllales, Amaranthaceae. Gene Ontology annotation, cellular component: nucleus. The transcript is spliced from 9 exons.